AUGGAACAUGAGCAAAGUGAACUAAAUAGAAGAAUAUCGCAAUUAGAGAUUUCUGUGAAAAGGGCGAAUGAAGCAAAAAUUGCUGCACAAGAUAAUCUGCAGAAGAUUCAACAAAUACCAGAGCUGAGUGAAACACCGGGCCGACGAGCAAGAUCAGCGAGCCCAGGUUGUUACUGA
Messenger RNA from Dracunculus medinensis (Guinea worm), 177 nucleotides. Lineage: Eukaryota; Metazoa; Nematoda; Chromadorea; Rhabditida; Dracunculidae. The record is from the annotation of a GenBank genome assembly.